This is a messenger RNA of Tupaia belangeri chinensis (Chinese tree shrew), 3755 nucleotides long. RefSeq names its product RAN binding protein 6 (gene RANBP6). Lineage: Eukaryota; Metazoa; Chordata; Mammalia; Scandentia; Tupaiidae. Gene Ontology annotation, molecular function: protein binding. The transcript has a single exon. The record is from RefSeq and is a predicted model, not a curated record. Gene Ontology annotation, biological process: protein import into nucleus. Bases 160 to 3477 code for a protein of 1105 amino acids.
CUCUCAAAUACCGCCUCUCCGCCUCCCACAGCACUGCAAAGCGCCGGGAUAGCGGACCGAGAAGCGCCCCGCCCAUCCCCGCCGGCGCCUCGCUUACGUCACUGCUUCACGCCGUAGACCCUCCCUGCUUCCCGGUCGCGGUAGCUUUGACAGAGCGCGAUGGCGGCGGCCGGGUCUGCAGGGAUGCCGGCGACUGUGUCGGAAAAGCAAGAGUUUUACCAACUUCUGAAGAACCUGAUCAAUCCAAGCUGUAUGGUGCGGAGACAAGCAGAGGAAAUCUAUGAGAAUAUCCCAGGUCUGUGUAAGACUACAUUCCUCUUAGAUGCCGUCAGAAAUAGAAGAGCAGGUUAUGAGGUGAGACAAAUGGCUGCCGCACUGCUACGACGGCUUUUGUCCUCUGGGUUUGAGGAGGUCUAUCCAAAUCUGCCUUCUGAUGUUCAGAGGGAUGUCAAGAUUGAACUGAUACUGGCAGUUAAGUUAGAAACACAUGCUAGCAUGAGGAAAAAACUUUGUGAUAUUUUUGCGGUGCUGGCCAGGAAUUUGAUAGAUGAAGAUGGCACUAACCACUGGCCUGAAGGUCUGAAGUUCCUUAUUGAUUCAAUCUACUCUAAAAAUGUGGUUCUAUGGGAAGUUGCACUUCAUGUUUUCUGGCACUUUCCUGGGAUUUUUGGGAACCAAGAGCGGCAUGAUUUGGAUAUCAUCAAACGGUUGUUGGACCAGUGUAUUCAAGAUCAAGAACAUCCAGCAAUCAGGACAUUAUCUGCCAGAGCUGCAGCUGCAUUUGUACUUGCUAAUGAGAAUAAUAUUGCUCUUUUCAAAGACUUUGCAGACUUACUUCCUGGAAUCUUACAGGCUGUGAAUGACUCAUGCUACCAGGAUGAUGAUUCAGUGCUAGAAUCCCUUGUUGAAAUUGCAGAUACCGUUCCUAAGUACUUGGGCCCUUAUUUAGAAGAUACUCUGCAGUUGAGUUUGAAGUUAUGUGGCGACUCUAGGCUUAGUAAUUUGCAACGACAGCUGGCCCUUGAAGUAAUAGUAACCUUAUCUGAAACUGCAACCCCAAUGUUGAAAAAACAUACAAACAUUAUUGCACAGGCAAUUCCUCAUAUAUUAGCAAUGAUGGUUGAUCUACAAGAUGAUGAGGACUGGGUAAAUGCUGAUGAAGUGGAAGAAGAUGAUUUUGACAGCAAUGCAGUUGCUGCUGAGAGUGCAUUAGACAGACUGGCUUGUGGGCUUGGUGGAAAAGUUGUUUUACCAAUGACAAAGGAGCAUAUCAUGCACAUGCUUCAGAGCCCUGACUGGAAAUAUCGACAUGCUGGAUUAAUGGCCUUAUCUGCCAUUGGAGAAGGAUGCCAUCAGCAAAUGGAAUCAAUUCUAGAUGAAACAGUUAACACUGUUUUGCUUUUUCUUCAGGAUCCUCAUCCAAGGGUGAGGGCUGCAGCCUGUACUACACUUGGACAGAUGGCCACAGAUUUUGCACCUAUUUUCCAAAAGAAAUUUCAUGAAACAGUGAUUGCAGCUUUGUUGCGUACCAUGGAAAAUCAAGGUAAUCAGCGUGUCCAAUCUCAUGCAGCUUCUGCUCUUAUUAUUUUUAUUGAAGACUGCCCCAAGUCAUUGUUAAUUCUAUAUUUGGAUAGUAUGGUGAAAAAUCUUCAUUCCAUCUUGGUGAUUAAACUUCAAGAGUUGAUUAGGAAUGGAACUAAAUUGGCCUUGGAACAACUUGUGACAACCAUUGCCUCAGUUGCUGAUACAAUAGAAGAAAAAUUUAUUCCAUAUUAUGAUAUAUUUAUGCCCUCACUGAAGCAUAUUGUUGAGCUUGCUGUUCAGAAAGAACUGAAGCUUCUGAGAGGAAAAACUAUUGAGUGCAUUAGUCAUGUUGGUCUUGCUGUUGGGAAGGAAAAAUUUAUGCAAGAUGCAUCAAAUGUGAUGCAGCUGUUGUUGAAAACACAGUCAGACUUAAAUAAUAUGGAAGAUGAUGACCCUCAGACUUCUUACAUGGUUUCAGCAUGGGCUAGAAUGUGCAAAAUUCUCGGGAAAGAUUUUCAACAGUAUCUUCCAUUGGUUAUUGAGCCUCUUAUUAAGACUGCUUCAGCUAAACCUGAUGUUGCUCUCUUAGACACACAAGAUGUGGAGAACAUGAGUGAUGAUGAUGGUUGGCAAUUUGUAAAUCUUGGAGACCAACAAAGUUUUGGAAUUAAAACUUCAGGACUUGAAGCAAAAGCAACUGCUUGCCAGAUGUUGGUUUACUAUGCCAAAGAACUAAGGGAGGGAUUUGUGGAAUAUACAGAACAAGUUGUAAAGCUAAUGGUUCCUUUACUGAAAUUUUAUUUCCAUGAUAAUGUUCGAGUGGCAGCAGCAGAGUCCAUGCCUUUUCUUCUGGAAUGUGCAAGAAUUCAUGGCCCAGAGUAUCUUGCACAGAUGUGGCAAUUCAUAUGUGAUCCCUUAAUUAAGGCCAUUGGAACUGAACCUGAUACUGAUGUACUCUCAGAAAUAAUGAAUUCUUUUGCAAAGUCCAUUGAAGUAAUGGGAUAUGGUUGCCUUAAUGAUGAACACUUGGAAGAACUGGGAGGAAUACUGAAAACAAAACUUGAAGGGCACUUUAAAAACCAAGAAUUACGACAGGUUAAAAGACAGGAAGAAAACUAUGACCAGCAGGUUGAGAUGUCUCUGCAAGAUGAGGAUGAAUGUGAUGUUUAUAUUCUGACCAAAGUAUCAGAUAUUUUGCACUCAUUAUUUAGUACUUAUAAGGAAAAGAUUUUACCAUGGUUUGAACAGCUACUUCCAUUAAUUGUAAAUCUAAUUUGUUCAAAUAGACCAUGGCCAGAUAGACAGUGGGGAUUGUGCAUAUUUGAUGAUAUCAUAGAGCACUGCAGCCCAACUUCUUUUAAAUAUGUAGAAUAUUUUCGGUGGCCCAUGCUGCUAAAUAUGCGAGAUAACAACCCUGAAGUCAGGCAAGCUGCUGCUUAUGGCUUGGGUGUUAUGGCACAGUUUGGUGGAGAUGAUUAUCGUUCUUUAUGUUCAGAAGCUGUUCCACUGCUGGUAAAAGUUAUUAAAUGUGCAAAUUCCAAAACCAAAAAAAAUGUCAUUGCUACAGAAAACUGUAUCUCAGCAAUAGGGAAGAUUUUGAAGUUUAAGCCUAACUCUGUAAAUGUAGAUGAAGUUCUUCCACAUUGGUUAUCAUGGCUUCCACUGCAUGAAGAUAAAGAGGAAGCUAUUCAGACUUUGAGUUUUCUCUGUGACUUAAUUGAAAGUAACCACCCAGUAGUAAUUGGUCCAAAUAAUUCCAAUCUUCCUAAAAUAAUGAGAAUAAUUGCAGAAGGAAAAAUUAAUGAGACUAUUAACUAUGAAGAUCCCUGUGCCAAACGCCUAGCAAAUGUUGUACGUCAAGUACAGACUUCUGAAGAAUUAUGGUUGGAAUGCAUAUCCCAACUCAAUGAUGAACAGCAGGAAGCCUUACAGGAGUUGCUAAACUUUAUUUGAAGCACUUUAAUAUCACCUUAUCAUCUAUCACAAAAGUAACCACCAUAAAUAAGUGUUGCAAGUGAAUUCUAUUAUAAAUGAGGGCAUUGUCUCCCUGCUAAGCAGUUUAUAAUUCUUCAUAUUUCUUCAAGAUUAGUCAGUGUUACAGCCUUCUGUUUACCGUGCAUGUUUUAUCUCUUAAUCACAGACCUUGGUGAUAACCUGUGCUUCCAAUUGUGUUAUGUUUGUUACCUGUGCCCUAGUUGGUGUGAAAUAUAUAAAUUGUUAUUUGAACUAUU